Molecule: messenger RNA, 687 nt
Organism: Parasteatoda tepidariorum (common house spider)
Lineage: Eukaryota; Metazoa; Arthropoda; Arachnida; Araneae; Theridiidae
Product: E3 ubiquitin-protein ligase RNF220
Biological process (GO): protein ubiquitination
Molecular function (GO): ubiquitin protein ligase activity; metal ion binding
Source: RefSeq, a predicted model, not a curated record
CAAAUUCUCUUAAUUUCUUACACCAGUGUGGAAUUGAGUUAACUUGUUUUAUACUAAUGAAUUAUAAUUGUAUUUUUGUAGUUGUAGACAGACUAUAGAUUUAACUAAAUCUUCUUCUUUUUUGAAGGACGAAGAUUCUGAUGUUAAUGUCGAUGAUACUGACAGCUUUGAAAAAUAUGAAAUGGGUGAUGAGACUGGAAUACGACCUAUUAGUUUAGUUCCUGGAGGAUAUAGAUCUCUGCAUGGAGAUUCUGUUAGACAGACAGCUGAAGAUGAAGAUCUGAAUGUAGAUGUUGAUGAUACAAUAACCUAUGGGGACCCUCAAUAUUCUGAAAUUGAUGUGAUUCCUAACACGUCAUCUGAAAAAGAUAGAUCAGAUUUGGAACAGCUUCGAAAGGCCGUAGAUUCAUCUGCACGUCCUCAAAAUUUAGAGAUAAGUCAUAAAUGGUCUAAAGCAGACUCAGAUACUGAAAUCUCAGAGUUAUCAAAAAGUCUAACUGAUUCAGAUCCAGUGGUUUCAUCAUUGAAAGAAAAGAUCAAAUCUCUUGAAGAUCAAGAUAAGAAUGUUCGGUGUCUCAUUUGUUUGUAUUUUGCAGAAAAAUAUUAGUAUUAGAGGGGCAUGUCGCAGAAAGCCCAAAACAAUUCUGCCACAGGGUAAUUGGGAAAUGUAAAGUAAGAGUUUUCUUU